Molecule: messenger RNA, 1881 nt
Organism: Lathyrus oleraceus (garden pea)
Lineage: Eukaryota; Viridiplantae; Streptophyta; Magnoliopsida; Fabales; Fabaceae
Exons: 5
Coding region: 281-1627 (448 amino acids)
Biological process (GO): lipid catabolic process
Source: RefSeq, a predicted model, not a curated record
UCCAAUUAGUACAUUCGACAAACCAACCCAAUGAACCGUGAGACAAUGGCUUUGACUGACCGGUAUCACAGUCUCCCCUAACUCUCUCUCUCUCAACCCUCUUUCUCCCUUUCUUCUUCCUCUACAGAUUCAUCCCUUUCCACCACUACCAAACCCUCUAUCUCUCUAUUCUCCCUUUCUUCUCACCCUUCCCCAAUUAACCAUUCUUUACCCCAUUCUCAGACAACCCUAGUAGCAUAGGUUGUGUGUGAACUAUGCUUGAAUUGAAGUAUAGGCAUUGAUGUCAGUUAUCUGUGGGCUUCCUAUACUCGAGUGUGUUUACUGUUUGGGUUGUGCGCGUUGGGUUUGGAAAAAAUGUCUCUACACUGCAGGCUACGAGAGUGAGAAUUGGGGUUUGGCUACUGCAGAGGAGUUUGAGCCUAUACCGCGAUUUUGUCGCAUGAUCUUAGCUGUUUACGAAGAUGAUAUUCGUAACCCUCAAUGGGCUCCGGAAGGUGGUUAUGGUAUUAAUGCUGAUUGGAUAAUCUUGCGGAAGGAUUACGGGGAUAACCAAGGCUGUGUUACUCCGUAUAUGAUAUACCUUGAUCAUGAUCGUUCGGAGAUUAUACUUGCUGUUAGUGGACUCAAUUUAGGGAAAGAAAGUGAUUACGCGGUUUUGCUUGAUAAUAAACUAGGACAGACGGAAUUUCAUGGCGGAUAUGUUCAUAAUGGGUUAUUGAAGGCAGCGGAAUGGGUUUUUGAUGCGGAAUGGGAGGUUCUGAGGAAGCUAAUAGCAGAAUAUCCAACUUAUAUGCUGACAUUUGUUGGACAUUCGCUCGGGGCAGGGGUGGUGGCGUUAUUGACGAUGCUAGCGCUUCAUGAUCGCGACAAAUUGGGGUUACAGAGAAACAAGAUGAAAUGUUACGCGAUUGCUCCUGCUCGAUGCAUGUCUCUCAAUUUGGCUGUCCGAUACGCGGAUGUGAUCAAUUCUAUUGUACUACAGGAUGAUUUUUUACCUCGGACAACCACUGCUCUGGAAAGCGUCUACAGGUCACUUUUAUGUUGGCCUUGUUUAUUGUGUCUCUUGUGCUUAAAGGAUACUUGCACACUGGAGGAGAAGAAGCUUAGAGACCCAAGGCGUCUGUACGCACCUGGUCGUCUCUAUCACAUCGUGGAGCGAAAGCCCUUCAGGUUUGGAAGAUUUCCACCGGUUGUUAGGACAGCGGUACCUGUUGAUGGGAGGUUUGAUCAUAUAGUUCUUUCUUGCAAUGCAACUUCUGACCAUGCCAUCCUUUGGAUCGAGAGGGAAUCCCGACAGGCGCUCGAUUUGAUGCUAGAGAAAGAUCGGCAUAUGGAUAUUCCGGCAGAGCAGAAGAUGGUGAGGCAAAAAUCUCUAGCUCGCGAACACAGUCAAGAGUACCGCGCGGCCCUUCAGAGGGCAGUUGCUUUGGAUAUUCCUCAAGCAUACUCACCUUCCUCGUAUGGAACAUUUCAUGAAAUUGACAUCAAGGAAGAUUCCGGAAGAUCUAGUGGCAAAAGUUCCUCCUUGUCUGACAAGAAACAAUCGGAAGGAUGGAAUGAAUUUGUCGGGCGCAUGUUUGACGUGGACGACACAGGUCAUAUGGUGUUCAAGAAGACAACUCCUUAAAAUAUUUCUCUAUAUUAAGCUUGUUAGAGCCUUCUUUGCUUCUAUUUUGGUUCCAAGAAUGAAAAUUCAUUGAUUUACACAUUAAGCACUUAUUUUAGUUUAGUACAUGUUUUGUUGGGAUGUUCAUUUUAGUUUGGCCUCCAUGUGAAUAUUAUAACAUAAAAAGCCUAUUUGGGUUAAUCUUCUAAGGAAGUAUUUGUAGAAAGAGAAAUAUGAAUAGUAUUUUUGAUAUAUAAGAAUCAGUUUUUUUGAUA